AUGAUAAUCGUGAUGAACCCGCACCGGUUGCUACAGACUGCUCGAUUCACGUCAAUUUACGACGAGCAGGUUGUACUCACUUACGCUGACACGGCAAAUGCUGAGACAGUACUGGCUCCGCAUCCAUUUGCUAUCGCGAAACAAAGUCUAGGUCGCGGGCAAUCCCUUUGUCUUUGCGGUGGGAGUGGUAAGACAGAACUUGCCAAGGACUUGCUGAAAUACCUGGUACUUCUGUUUACUAGCUCCACUAAAAGUACCAUUCAGAUGAGAACAGAGGAAACACGAACGAUCGCUCUCCUCGAAGCUAAAGGUGUGGAGAAAUACGAAAUCGUGCUGCUGGAUUGGCAUCCUGAACGCUGGGAAGAAAUGGCAUCAGUGAGUCGAAGUAAGCCAUCUUUAGGAUGA
Phytophthora infestans T30-4 is the source of this 405-nucleotide messenger RNA. RefSeq lists its product as uncharacterized. The record is from RefSeq and is a predicted model, not a curated record. Bases 1 to 405 code for a protein of 134 amino acids. Lineage: Eukaryota; Oomycota; Peronosporomycetes; Peronosporales; Peronosporaceae. The transcript is spliced from 4 exons.